UGCAUUAAAAAGAAAAGCACUUUUCAAUUCAAUAAAAAAAAUAGAAAAGUUAAUUUCCUACUCAAUCACCCAAAAAGAUAAUACAGUGUAAGCUUCAGACAUAAUCACUUGAUUUAGCAUUCUAACGCUUACCCUUUUCCCUUCCUCCACUUUUCUUCAAGACAACUGUAGAAAUCAGACAAAAAUUCCUCUGUUUUUUUUCUCUUCAUGUAUCUGAAGUUUUUGCAGUUUCGAGAACAAUGUUCAAGUCAUGGAGAAACGACAGGAACAAGAUCAAAGCUGUGUUCAAGCUGCAGUUUCAGGCAACUCAGGUGCCGAAGCUGAAGAAACCUGCUUUGAUGAUAUCUUUGGUUCCUGACGAUGUUGGGAAGCCGACAUUCAAACUUGAGAAGGCCCCAGUUAAAGACAACAUCUGUUCGUGGGGGAAUCCAAUAUAUGUGUCGGUGAAGCUGAUCCAAGAACCCAAAACUGGGAUUAUUCGUGAGAAGAUUUACCAUUUCGUCGUUGCAACAGGUUCUUCAAAGUCGGGCUUUCUAGGAGAAGCUUCAAUUGAUUUUGCAGAUUUUUUGGCAGAAGCAGAGCCACUUACUGUCUCAUUGCCGCUUAAAUUCGCCAACUCUGGUGCAGUUUUACAUGUGACAAUUCAAAAGAUGCAGGGAACCAAUGAUCUAAGAUUCAUGGAAGAAAAUGGAGGUCAAGCACUUGCUAAAGAGGAGAGCUUCAAAAGCCAACAACGCAAUGAUGGCAUCGAUGGAUUUGAUCAGGAUGAAAGAUAUUUGGAUAUAAACACGCGUAAGAACGGGAUCUCACUUGGUUCGUUUGAAUCUAACGGAGCGUCAAGCUGGGUAGAUAGUUCAGAGAGUGUGUGUCUACCUCGUCGACAGAACACAAUCCCUGCAAGAAGAAACGGGCAUCGGAGAUCAAACACAGAGUGGUCAGCAAGUUCAACAUCAGACGGGAGUUAUAUCGAGUCGAAAAACAGUCCUGAGAAACUAACUGAGCUGGAAAUGCAGUCUCUAAAGAAACAGGAACUCUCAAAGGAACUAAGUUGUCUCAAGGAAGAAAGAGAUGCCCUUUUGGAUGAAUGCAAGCAGCUCAAGUUGCAGAAGAGUAUAGAUGAAGUUUAUGCUGAAAGCAGAAUAAGAAGCAUAAGCGAGGAUACAAGCAAAAUGAUAGAAGGGAUGAAAAAUGAACUAAACUGCGAGAAGGAUAUGAAUACAAACCUUAGGUUGCAGCUGCAGAGGGCACAGGAGUCAAACUCCAACUUUAUUCUUGCAGUGAGGGAUCUGAAUGAGAUGAUGGAGCAAAAGAACCGAGAGAUAUCUUCUCUGAAUACCAAAUUAGAGGAGAUUAAGAACCAACAAGGAUGGAAAGGCGAGAUCGAUAUGCUUAAGGGAAGAAUCGAAGACUUAGACUGUGAGUUAGACUCUUACAGGAAAAAAAACGAGGAACUGGCGAUCCAGUUGAAUGAAAUGACUCACGAAUACGAGUCCUUAAAAGUGGAAAACUGUAACAUAUCUCUGACGUUAGAGCAGCAAGAACACUUGAAACCACAAGAUGAAUGCCAAUAUCCGAGACAAUACAUAGAAGAAUUGGAAUCUCAGAUAGAGAGAAUGGAGGAGAAAAUGCAGCAGCAGUCAUUGGAAUACUCUGAAUGUUUGAUUACAAUUAAUGAACUCAAAAUUCAGGUAAAGGAACUGAAGAAAGAACUCGAGGAGCAAGCUCGCGUUUUCGAAGAAGAUCUUAGAGCAGUGAUGCAGGCCAAAACAGAGCAAGAGCAGAGGGCCAUAAAAGCAGAGGAGGAGUUGAGAAGAACAAGGUGGAAAAACGCCAUAACAGCUGAGAGGCUACAGAAAAAAUGCAAGAGGGUUUCUCUAGAAGUGGAGUCUAAGCUCGGUGAGAACGAGAAGCUGACAAUGAAGAGCGUGGAGGAGGCAAAUGAUAUCCGCGCACGAAACAAAAACCUGGAAGAAAUGCUACAGAAUGCAAAUACAGAGAUAUCAAAACAAAAAGACAUAAGGAGGCGUGAAGAAGAGAAGAAUGAAGCAUUGUCAAUGAAAGUUCAGAUACUCGAAAUGGAGAUAGAGAAGCUAGCAAAGCUGAGGGAUGAAUCAAUGGCAACAGCUACUGAAACUGAGAUGCUAAUUCAGGAAUGGAGAAAAGAAAGAGAUCAACUGGAGAGAAAAUAUGCAUUGGCUAAAGAAGAAGCCGAGAGGGCGCAAAAAGAUUUAAUUCUCACAAGGUCAUCACAUGAUGAGAAAGAGGGAAUCGUCCGAAAUUUGAGGAGAGAAGUGGAAGGAGUUAGCCAACAGUACAGUGACUUGCAGAAUAGCUUUGUUCAAGAGAAGAUGGAUAAUGAAGCUCUAAGGAAACAAGUAUCAAACCUGAAGGUCGAUAUUCAACGAAAAGAAGAUAUGUCUAAAAUCCUUGCUGCAAGGCCGGAAGAAAGGCGGUCAGAAAACGAGAAGAAACUUUCCGCUUCUAAUGGGCACAAUGAGGAGAACCAUACAAAACUACUGGACGAGUUGGCUUAUUUGAAGAAUCGAAACAACAGCAUGGAGAGAGAGCUGAAAGAAAUGGAAGAGAGAUAUUCGGAGAUAAGCCUGAGAUUUGCUGAGGUAGAAGGUGAAAGACAACAACUUGUGAUGGCUGUUAGAAACCUCAAGAACGGUAAGAAGAACUAAUAUUUGUAUGGUUUGGAAGCAUUUUCGAGGAAAGCUACAACUUUUCUUAUAGAACAUAAUCUUCACUCUCCGACCAAGAUGUCAGAAAUCAAUAAGAGAGAGUUCCCAAGAGUUUAACCAAGAACACAAGGUUAGAAACUGGGCAGUGUUUCUUCAUGGAA
Messenger RNA from Tarenaya hassleriana, 2845 nucleotides. RefSeq names its product myosin-4-like. The coding region runs from base 240 to 2684 and encodes 814 amino acids. The record is from RefSeq and is a predicted model, not a curated record. The transcript is spliced from 8 exons. Lineage: Eukaryota; Viridiplantae; Streptophyta; Magnoliopsida; Brassicales; Cleomaceae.